Messenger RNA from Entamoeba invadens IP1, 2580 nucleotides. Its product is annotated as protein serine/threonine kinase, putative. The coding region runs from base 1 to 2580 and encodes 859 amino acids. The transcript has 2 exons. Gene Ontology annotation, molecular function: protein kinase activity; ATP binding. The record is from RefSeq and is a predicted model, not a curated record. NCBI's taxonomy places the organism in Eukaryota, Evosea, Mastigamoebida, Endamoebidae. Gene Ontology annotation, biological process: protein phosphorylation.
AUGGAAAUUAGAAAUGGUAUUAUUUACAAAUGUGGAAUUGGUGAUUAUCUCAACAUAUCAAAUGAUUGUGCUGGCUGUGGAAGUUCUAUUUCAAUUUGCCAAUUAUCAAAGAACAGAAUUACUCCCCUGGAGUGUACCACUAAUUAUAUAUUUGACACAACUUCAAACCAAUGUGUUCCAGAUGAAAACUGCAAAACGGCAAAAUAUGGAUUUUGCACCAAGUGUGCUUCUAAUUUAAAUUACCCAUCACAAGGAAGGUGUUCCAAAUGUCAAACAAACAAUUGUGGUCUCUGUGACAGUAAUGGUUGUCUUGAAUGGUUGGAUGGCUUUGUAAAAUACACUGACACUUGGUGUAUAUCAAAGAGUGAAAUAUCAACAUGCAAAACAUUUAGCUCAAGUGGGUGUGUUGUUUGCAAUGAGGGGUAUUACCAGACAGACUCAAAGAAUGUAGAGAACAAGUACGAUUACUGUGUCCCAAUAGAAUCCACAACAGUUACAUAUUGCAAGAGAUACAGUGCAAAUAACAAUAAAUGUGUUGAGUGUCUUGAUACCUUCAAAUUAAAAAAUGGAAUUUGUGCUGAAACAUUUGAUGAAGAUGACAAACUUAAAACAAGCAGUAAAACAGUAACAGAAACAACUUGUUUAAUUCGAAAUAACAAAGGAUGCCAACACUGCGCCGGUGGAUUUUACAACAUCAACAACGAAUGCCUUCAAUGUAAAAAUGACUGUCUUUUUUGUUACAACACGACUUAUUGCACAACAUGUAGAUCUGGGUUUUAUUUUGACACAUCAGGAAACUGUAAAUCUCUUGGUGUGUUGGAGGAAAGUUGUGACAUUGCGCUACCCGGUAGUGGAUGUGCAAUUUGUAACAGUGGGUAUUAUCGAGAGGGUAUCAGCUGUAUACAUUGUGAUGAGUCGUGUGCACUUUGUGUUAAUAGUUACGAAUGUCUUGCAUGCAAAGACGGCUAUUUCAACAUUCAAAGCGAAGGCAAAUUGUGUCAAUCAAAUACAACACUUUCAAAUUGUGAAUUGUCAUCGUUUUCUGGCUGUGAAAGGUGUGUGUUUGGUCAUUACUUAUUAAAUCACAAAUGUUAUAAAUGUAUUUCAAAUUGCAUUUCAUGUGAAACUGAAAGGUUAUGCACAGAAUGUGAUGAUCAAGAUUAUGUUUUAGUUAACUCGCAAUGUCUUCAUUAUACAAAAGUAAAUCGUUGUGUUUCAGCACAGAAUUCAAAAUGUGUUAAAUGUGAAGGUCAACAAAAACCGACAGAUUAUGGUGAUAGUUGCACAGAAUCUGUUAAUUAUGGUUUUGUCAUAGGUAUUCCAAUCACAGUUGUAGUACUGUUGAUAUUAACAAUUACUUUGUUAACAAUUAUUCUACUUUAUAUACUUCAGCGAUAUAGUCACAAACAACAAAUGCAGAAUGUCUGUGUUUUCGAUAUUAAAAGUUCUAAUUUAACGAUGGAAAAAAUGAACAACGUUUUGUGCUCCAACAAAAAUGUUUUACGCUUUGAUAUUGAUAGCGACGAAGUUAUUAAAGUAAACACCAAGACUCGUGACUUGAUAUGUAUUGGAAACACUUCAAAACACAGUUUGAAGGUUCAAUUUAGUGUGAUUGAAGGGUGUGAUUGUUACCAAAUACGUACACUGCCUUCUAUAGUCACACUAAAGCAAGGCAAAGCCUGUGAAUUUGAGUUAUUUAUAAAGCCGUUAUGUUCAUGUCAAAUAAAAGAAAAUAUUAUGGCGAUUGCUCUUGACAUUGUGACAGGAACUGUUUUGAGUAACAAAUUACAAAUAGAAGUCAACACAGAACAAUCAACCAAAUUAAAUUACAGAGAACUCGAAGAAACGAAGCAAAUUGGCGAAGGUUCAUUUGGUGUUGUGUACAAAGGAAAUUACAGAGGAAAUGUUGUUGCUAUUAAAAAGAUGAAACAAAGUGAUAAUAAAGAAGAAACCAUUUCUGAAUUUAAAAAUGAAGUCGACAUGUUAGACAAAUUCCGAAGUGAGUAUAUCGUACAUUUCUUUGGAGCCGUUUUAAUACCAAACAAGAUAUGUAUGGUCACAGAAUUUGCGCAAUAUGGAAGUUUACAGGACUUGAUUAAUAAGAAAAAAUCCAAUGAAGUUGAAAUGAAUUUACGAAUAAAAUUGAUCUUAGAUGCUUCAAAGGGAUUUUAUAUUUACAUUAAAAUGGAAUUUUACAUAGAGAUAUCAAACCAGACAAUAUUCUUAAAUAUCAACAUGUUGAUGACUAACAUGUCAUUCACAAAAGGAAUUGGAACACCAGUGGACAUGGCACCUGAAAUAGUUAAGAAGGAAAAGUACAAGAAAUCUGCUGAUGUGUUCUCACUUGGUAUUACUAUGUUUGAGUGUUUUGGGUGGUGUCAGGCAUAUCCAAAAACACAAUUCAAAUAUCCAUGGGUUAUUGCAAAGUUUGUGAUUGAAGGAAAACGUCUUGAUAAAAAGGAGAAUAUGAGUGAUAAAUCUUUUGAGAUAAUCCAAAGAUGUUGGGAACAUGAACAAUCAAAAAGACUGAAUAUUAAAGAUUUAAUUUCCAGUCUAUCAAAUUUAACUUUAAAGGUCUGA